Anneissia japonica is the source of this 932-nucleotide messenger RNA. Its product is annotated as M-phase phosphoprotein 6-like. The transcript is spliced from 5 exons. The record is from RefSeq and is a predicted model, not a curated record. Bases 55 to 585 code for a protein of 176 amino acids. Gene Ontology annotation, biological process: maturation of 5.8S rRNA. Lineage: Eukaryota; Metazoa; Echinodermata; Crinoidea; Comatulida; Comatulidae.
GAAGGAGAUACGAUUUUUUAAACUGGGAGGGAUUUCCCAUGCGCGCCUCACUGGAUGUCAUUUAGGCUAGACGUAAAGAUGGCAGCCGACGAUGGACGGCACAAAUCGCAACCAGGGCUGUCGAAAAAUGUUAAACAAAUGAAGUUUAUGCAGCGAAAAUUGGACAGGGAUGUAAUAGAGGAAUCAAAGGAACAGGACAGACAGCACAAGAUAGAUGAUGACCAUUGGGUGCUGGACCUGCCGGAGUUGAAACAUAAGAUGAGUAAAUAUGAAAUUGAAGCGAGCUAUGUGAAGUGUGAAGAUCUGAUGUGGGGCAGAAUGUCAUUCAAAGGCAUGGAUCCACUUAUUGAGAAAAUGAUGAAAAAUAAUGAGGCAAAAGAAGAGGAAGAUGAUGAAGAGGAGGUAACAAUUGAUUCAGGAGAAACGAUGAUCACUGAUGAAGAAAUGGCAAAACAGUAUUCAACUCUCGUGGAAACGAUAGGAAAGAAAUUUGGCAAGAAACGCAAUAUGAGCACUAAUUCAUCUUCAACUGAGAAACCAGCCAAGAAAAAAAAGAAAAAAGGUUUCUUGAAGCCAGCCUGCUGAAAUUACCAACCUGCAACAGAGUUUAAAUGGAUGCUAUAUGGAAAAUAUAUUGAACUACAGUAGUAGCUAUAUGGAAAGUAUAUUGAACUACAGUAUAGCUAUAUGGAAAAUAUAUUGAACUACUAGGGCUAGUAGCUGCAUUCAUGGCAUUCCUGCAGCAUCACCUAAAUAGGCAGAUACUGUAUCAACCUGCCUAAUAACAAAACAGAGUUUAAAUACAGGUGGAUUAGCAGUGUCUCAGUGCCAGGCCAGAUCCAGGAAUUUGAAAUAGAGGGCGGCCCAGGGAAAGUCAAGAACACCUUAGUUAGAGUCUUCUCCGCCUCCUCCCCCCACCACACAACUUUCCA